GUCUGUGCUGUAGUGAAGAUCACAGAUGACUUAGAAUUUGCAACCAGUAUAAUCCAGAUCACAUGCUGGACUACAGUUAUUUAUUUGAUACUUACGCAGCGAUUUUGAUUUGAUUUUUUUUUUUUUUUUUUUUUGUACUUGGAGGACGGAAUUGUGCCACAUUGGAGCUUCCCGGUGUGCUUAAGUGGACGGCAUCAGUCUGUCCAGAAGCGAGCUUCGAGCUUGUACUGAAUACUUGUGGCAAGAUGAAUAAGUUAUAGCUAAAUGGGCUUAUUUAUGGGUUACCCAAAUCUCUAAUUUAACCACCUUGCAGCAGCAGCGCGCACUAAUCUUUCUCAUGUGGACCAGACACGCUCUCUUUUGCGCAGACUAAGCCGGAGAUUUCCUGCCGACUGGAUACAGCUUGAGUUCAAACUUUUUUCUUUGUCUUUUUUGCAUCUUUAAUCGUAAACGGUUCUUUAGCAUCAGUGAUGACAGAGAAUAGUGAAAUGGAGAGCGACUCGCAGCUCCAGCGGUCCCCAAGCAACAUACCCAUCCAGCCCAUGACAUCCAAGCUCCAGAGACUAAAACGUUCUCUGUCCUUCAAGACCAUGAUGCGCAGUAAGAGUGUGGAGAACUUCUUCCAGAGGUCUUACAGCGAUGCUCGCCUGCCCCCAGACUUCAUCACAGACCCUCCACCUCCGUCUCCGCCUCUGCCGCCUGGUUCUCCUCUUGUUGGGGAGCGCUCACCAUCCAUUUCACCAUCUCUCAGCCCCAACCCUUCUAUCUCCUCCCAUUCCCCCUCUCUCAGUCACUCCCCAUCACUGCCCACCAAGCCUCCACGGCCUCAGAUUACCCAUUGUUUCCAGGACCACGUCUUUCGCAAGCCAACCAACUGCCAGCACUGCAAGCACAUGAUAGUGGGAAACUCCAAACAAGCUCUGCGGUGUAAAACUUGCAAGAUGGCUGCUCACCUGUGGUGCACAUCAGAACUAUCACAACAGCUGUGUCAUGGAAAGUCUGGAGCAUUCAAGCGAAACUUCAGCUCGCCGAUGCUCGUGAAUGACCAAUUGGCUGUCGUCAAGGAAGUUCAACCGAGCCAAGAGGCUGUGAGGAUGCGUGUAGACCCUGUGUAUGCCGCCUUGCGCUAUGGGACGUCUUUGGCACAGAUGAGCCGUUCCAGUUUUGGCAGUUUGUCAGAAUCACCAACACGCAGUUUGGAGGAGGGAGGUGAGGAGCAGCAGCGACAGUGCAGCAUGGAGGAGGAAAUAAUUCAGGAGACAGGGGAUGCACCUGUCCCUGACACAGAGAUGGAGAUGGAGAAGGAGAUUGACGAGACCAGUGAGCAAGCUCAGAUUCCUGCAGAGGAAAGCAGCAUGAAGGUGCCCAAACGCAUUGAAGUCCAUUCCAUCCACACCUAUGUAGCCCUCUACAGGUUUAUGCCUCAAGAACAGAAUGACCUGGAACUACAUCCUGGCGAUCGGGUGCAGGUCACUGACGACUCUAAUGAAGAAUGGUGGAAGGGUAAAAGUGGGGACAGAGUCGGGUUUUUUCCUGCCAACUUUGUGCAAAGAGUCCGGCCAGGCGAGCGGGUGUGGCGUGUCGUCCAGGGCGUGUCUGGCAACCGGGAGAGGGGUCAUAUGGCAGUGAGGGAAUCCCAGAUAUGUGUUGGGAAAAGAGAGGAUGGUGAGGUGUUUCUGAAGCUGAGCAGUGGCAAGAAGAGAGGAUUGGUCCCAGCUGACUCCAUAGAGGAGAUCUGAACCAUCCUUCCACCUCCAGUUCUACUCCCUGCAAAGAUGCAUCUAUCUUUAAACUAUCAGCACCACACCUCAUCCCACCCCCUCUGGAAAAAUGGCUGCCUUAGCCUCUCCAACUGCAAAGAUGCAGACUCUCCCAAGAUAAACACAUGGCAUCCAGCUGAAUUGGUCGAAUAUAAAACCUUUAACUGAGUUAUGCAGUCUCUCUGCUCUUAUAAAGGACGUGAUUCUCAGCAGCCAAAUGUCACUUUAUGUUCACCUUUUCAAACUCUGUAAUGUCAAUGUUUAGUUAGACAGUGAUGCACAAGUAAAAAUGCUUCAAACGUCUGACAGAUUUAGCUUUUCGUCAUCAAAGUCUUUUGAAUCCUGAAUCGUGUCACAGAACCAUCAUGCAUGUGUCGAUUUCCUUUUCUUGUUUCUACCCACUGGGCGUGUCUCAUCCCUAUCUGCUCCUUUUGGGGUUUUUGCCCUGGGGACUGAUAUCAGGUUCAUGCACUGCUGCAUAACAAGAGACUUACACCAAGAACAACCACUGCCAUCCAUAGAAAGCUAAACUGCCGCUCAGAGAGACAGCCGAAUCAGAUGAAGGAGCUCACACAAACUUAAAGUCUGCAGCUGCCGUACAACUACGCUCACCAGUUACAGAAUGCAAAGGACAAUUUUUGCUCCUGAGGAUCUUUUUACAAGAACCUUAAGCUUGAAUUGUCUUGACAUUUUUUGUGCUAAAUAACAAUUAAAUGUGCUGUAAAAUGCUUUAGUAAAAUUAAAUUUUUUGGAUGAAAGCCUAAUUGACCUGGCAGACCCCAGGCUUCACACAAAGACUCUUUUUCAGCUAUAAACAAGAACUUGAACUUACAAGGAUUGCUUGAAAAGCAAUUCUUUUCAAAUGAUAUCACUGCAUAUUUUUUUGUGAAAUAUGUCUCCACUCAGCUGCAGCAGUGAUCGUCUAGGGUCUAUAUCAUGUCUUACUGUUUCAGGCACAGAUGAUGUGGAAGAAAUCAAAAUAUGGUGGAAGGAUGAAACAUUGAAGUCUCUCAAGGAAAAAAUGUUGUUUCGGAAGGUUGUGGAAAAUUGUUGUUUCAGAGACUUGUCAACAAGUGUGGAUGUUACAAGUGACAGAAGCUGUUUUCCUGUUUGCUCAUGAGAGAGCUUGCUGUGCACAAAAAGGGUGGUGUCUGCAGAGACCUGCUCUUAGCCUCAGCGGGUGUUGCAAGCGCUGCUCUGCAUUAUAACAUGUUCACCAGAGCUUAAACAGCAGGAAAUAAACUGCAGCCAUUCUGCCUGAAAAACAGCAACACAAUGGGGAUCUUUCUGACCAUGACACAAGUCUUAGUUCCACCAAUAGAUUGGAGGAUGCAGGGAAGCAGGGGGAAGGAGGUGGUGCAGUGAGAGGAAUGGCACGAGUGUUAUGAGUCAACAUGCAUUCAGGUAGUGUUGUACCCAUGGGUGCACAAGUCAUCACUGAUCAAAUGUCAGCUUGCCUUCUUCUACUCCCCAUUUGGCCUCUGUUGUCCUCAUUUUAUUGAUGUGACUGGCGAAUUUUGACAUGAUAUGAACACAUUUUUUCCUGUAUGCUUUGGAUAGCUUGGACAUCUACUGAUUUAUUAUCUAAAUAAUAAAUUUAAUGCAUUUUAUAAAACAACACCUUGGCUAGAGUGAGGAUGCAUCCAUUUUGCAUUUGGAGGACCAUGAAAAUGACCUGAAGCAGAGAAGACACAUUCGGAUGAGUUUUAUUAAAUAACUGAGCAUAUUUGCUGUUUGUCAAAGAACAGAUUGAGCAAAAUAUCCUUUAUUAGACAGCAUUUCAUCUGUGAAAAUCUUUAGAGGUUGAAACAGAUAAGCAUCUCUUCUUGGAAAAAUACAUGUAUCAUUUUAUUGCGUAUCAUUUGAUCAAGUUGCAGUUUAUAUUCAAAUGUCUCCAUGAUAAUAACUGUUGUAUGAAACAAUACUUUAAGUGCAACUUCACUUCAACAUGAAGCUGUUCAUCUGAUGAGCCGAGGGUCUGUUUGUCACGUAACAGAAAAAACAGCAAGAGACUUCUGGAGAAAUAUGGUGUCAGAUCAAAACUGUAUUCAUGUAGACAUCUUGUUAUCCUACACAGCACCUAAGUUUUGUUGCAUCACACCUGAGUUUUUAAAAAAAGAAAAAACAUGUAACGUAUAUGUUUUAAUGUGGCCUGUGUCUAGAGUCCUUGUUCAGCAACUUACCUCAA
Molecule: messenger RNA, 3948 nt
Organism: Melanotaenia boesemani (Boeseman's rainbowfish)
Lineage: Eukaryota; Metazoa; Chordata; Actinopteri; Atheriniformes; Melanotaeniidae
Product: SH3 and cysteine-rich domain-containing protein 2-like
Exons: 11
Coding region: 471-1739 (422 amino acids)
Biological process (GO): skeletal muscle contraction; positive regulation of protein localization to plasma membrane; positive regulation of voltage-gated calcium channel activity
Cellular component (GO): extrinsic component of cytoplasmic side of plasma membrane
Molecular function (GO): protein binding
Source: RefSeq, a predicted model, not a curated record